AUGUCACUAUUUGUUGAACCGGAAUCCAGCACAAAUUUCGUAGAGCAGGUUCGGUCGCAAGUUGCGGACAUUUUACACCCUCGCUACGACACCCACUUCAAUAUCCUCCGAUGGCUGCAGUCUUACGAGUUCAAUAUACCGAAAACGGUUCACAAUCUUCGAAAACACCUGAAGUGGCGCAGAGAACGCUACUUGGACGAGGACGCUCGUGGAUUGCAGCGCUCUGCGCUGACAGCCGAGUACGCGCCGAUUUCUAUAGUCGGACCAAAUCGAAAGGAUGGUGAUCAUCUCAUUGUUGUGGACCAAUGUGGUCGUGUCGAUAUUGGAGGAGUGAUGAAAUCGAUUCAACCGACGGAGUAUUUGCAUCAACUUUACAGAAACUUUGAGAAGAUUCUGUCACUGAUGAUGGAGAUGGAAGCAAGAACGGGUGUGCAAUGCUACGUGUACUACAUUUUUGACCUUGACGGCCUCAGCUUCGAUCCAACACUGCUCGGUGUUCUCAAUGGGCCAUUUCGCACUUCAUGGCAAUUGAUCGCCCAGCAUUAUCGAGAAUUUGUCGGACGAUUCAUCGUCAUCAACACACCCAGUUACAUCAAUGUGCUUUGGGCCGCGCUGUCCUCGUUUAUUGCCGAGGAUGAAAAGAGUCGUAUCGCAAUCACUGGAAAAAAUUGGCGACAGGAGAUUCUUGAGAUUGCCGAUUCUAACUGUUUGCCUGAGAGAUACGGAGGUCAAGUUUUGGAUGAAAAAAUAAUGAGGGAUCCAAAACCAGUGCCCAAGGACUUGUAUUGGCGACCGAGAGCGGGUUAUCCGAACGCCGCCGCUAUGCAUCGCAUCUCGAUUCCCGCAGGUAACUGUGAUUUCUCAUGA
This is a messenger RNA of Angiostrongylus costaricensis, 867 nucleotides long. The record is from the annotation of a GenBank genome assembly. Lineage: Eukaryota; Metazoa; Nematoda; Chromadorea; Rhabditida; Metastrongylidae.